GGGGCGGGCAGGGUUGGUUGCGCCGGGCGGCGGCGGGUCGGGCGCUGUGAGGGGAGGCAGGAAAAUGGCGCUGACGCAGGGCACGAAGCGCAAAGUCUGCUACUACUACGAUGGGGAUGUUGGGAAUUAUUAUUAUGGCCAAGGACAUCCCAUGAAACCCCACAGGAUCCGCAUGACCCACAACCUCCUGCUCAACUAUGGGCUCUACAGGAAGAUGGAGAUCUAUCGUCCUCACAAAGCCAAUGCAGAGGAGAUGACCAAGUACCACAGCGACGAUUACAUCAAAUUCCUGAGGUCCAUCCGCCCUGACAACAUGUCUGAGUACAGCAAGCAGAUGCAAAGAUUUAAUGUUGGGGAGGAUUGCCCUGUGUUUGAUGGGCUCUUUGAGUUCUGUCAGCUCUCUGCUGGAGGCUCUGUUGCCAGUGCUGUGAAGCUGAACAAGCAGCAGACGGACAUCGCAGUGAACUGGGCAGGAGGUCUCCACCACGCCAAAAAAUCAGAAGCUUCUGGUUUCUGCUACGUCAACGACAUCGUCCUGGCCAUCCUGGAGCUUCUCAAGUACCACCAGCGGGUGCUGUACAUUGACAUCGACAUCCACCACGGGGAUGGGGUGGAGGAGGCUUUUUACACCACAGACCGAGUCAUGACCGUGUCCUUCCACAAAUAUGGAGAAUAUUUCCCAGGAACUGGGGACCUGAGGGACAUUGGGGCAGGCAAAGGGAAGUACUACGCUGUCAAUUACCCGCUGCGGGACGGCAUCGACGACGAGUCCUACGAAGCCAUUUUCAAGCCUGUGAUCUCCAAAGUGAUGGAGACGUUCCAGCCCAGCGCCGUUGUCCUGCAGUGCGGCUCCGAUUCCCUGUCUGGGGACAGGUUGGGCUGCUUCAACCUGACCAUCAAAGGCCAUGCCAAGUGCGUGGAGUUUGUGAAGAGCUUUAACCUGCCCAUGCUGAUGCUGGGAGGAGGGGGGUACACGAUCCGCAACGUGGCCCGCUGCUGGACCUACGAGACUGCUGUGGCUUUGGACACUGAGAUCCCCAAUGAACUUCCAUACAACGACUACUUUGAGUACUUUGGGCCAGACUUCAAGCUCCACAUCAGCCCCUCCAACAUGACCAACCAGAACACCAACGAAUACCUGGAGAAAAUCAAGCAGCGGCUCUUCGAGAACCUGAGGAUGCUCCCUCACGCUCCCGGGGUCCAGAUGCAGCCAAUUCCUGAGGAUGCUAUCCAGGAGGACAGCGGGGAUGAGGAGGAGGACGAUCCUGAGAAACGCAUUUCCAUCCGAAAUUCCAACAAGAGAAUAUCCUGCGAUGAGGAAUUCUCCGACUCCGAGGACGAGGGCGAGGGAGGGCGCAAAAACGUCGCCAACUUCAAGAAAGCCAAACGUGUGAAAGCAGAGGAGGAGAAGGAGGAAGAGGAGAAGAAAGAUGAGAAAGAAGAGGAAAAAGUAAAAGAGGAAAAAGCAGCAGCAGAACCCAAAGGGGUGAAGGAAGAAACAAAAUCCACUUGAGUUGUCUGCAGCUGCCCAGGUGUUGUCGUAGGUUUAGCUCCUGGGUUGCCUCCUCCCCACAGGAUUUCUAUUUUAUAUAUGUUUUCUGUAUAUAUUUCUAUAUAAUUGUAUAAAUGACUGGAGAACUGUAAAUUAUUCCUUGCUGCACUCCACUGGGAGCAGGCAGGGGAGGAUUCAGCUGAGCAGCCCAGGUUUGGUGUCUGGGGGAAGUUUCACCCUUUGCCUUCCACUGCCCCUCCUUGGUGUGGCUCUAAAAACACAAAAAUCACUUCCUUGCCUUUGCUCUCUCCUCUGAAAUAACCUUGGAAAAGAAUAAUUUAAGUAGAAGUAGUGUCUGCAUUUCAGGUUAGGUGGAAAGAUGGCCAUCAAUUCUUGGUUUUCCUUGAUUUUAUUUUUUUUUUUUUUUUUUGGUGUUGUUUUCAAUGGGAGAAUUCCCAAACAAAGCUGGGAGAGACCUUUGGGGUCUUCAGUUGGAUUCCACCACAAAAAAACAAAAACCUGUGAGCUGGUGCCACUUCUCAGGGUCUAAAUUGUGCAGUUCUUGAACAGAGUUGGCUCCUCCCUGCAGCAAACUUGGGGAAAGAGACGAAGCAGCUGAAAAGAAACCUGAAAAGUCCUUUUUUAUUACUUUUUUUGGCUUUUUUUUUUUUUUUUAAUGAAUCAGCCCCAGAGCCCAGAUCUGGAAAAUGUAAAAUUAAAAUCACCUUUAGGGGGUGAUUCAUUUUUCCAAGAUCUCCUGGAUCCAGGGAGUGUGGCAGGGAGGAAAGGGAUUUUUUUUGCUGGUUUUUGAUGCCCCUCUCUGUGUGGGGACAGAAUUCCUCCCCUUUGGCUCCACUUUUCUGCUGAAACCCCAGAAAUCCCCUCAAAGAACCCAGCUGACAGCUUUUCUUCAUGUGUAUCCCUAAAAAAAAAAAAAACCAAGUUUUUCCUUAUUUUUAAGCCAAGUUUUCCAACUGGAUUUCCUUCCCAAGGCCAGUAAAUUCCAACCUUUUUAUCCUGAGGGAACAGCAGAUGGGGCUCUGAGCUUUUUUACAGCUCCUCUCCCUCCUCCCACACCUCCUCACCCCCAGAUCUCUUUUGUGACCUUUUACCUCUCCUUUUCUACAACCGAGAGAAGGAAAAAUAAAACUUUUUUUUUUUAAAUUUUUUUUUUGGAGGGGAGAAAUUCGGAUUUUUUUAAAUUUUUUAUUAUUUUUUUUUUUCUCCAGGCAGUUCCCACUCGCUGCUCUCCUUUCUCAGGGGGAAUCCCUCUGGAAUUCCAGAGGCUCUGCACCCUCCCAUGGGAGCACUGCUGAGGCUUUCAACUCCAAUAAUGCUGCUAAAACUUCACACAGGUUUUUCAAAGGGUUUAUUUUUUUAAUUCCUUAUUUUUUUUCCCCCCCCCUCCCUUUUUUUUUUUUUCCCCCUCACCGUGGAGUUUUUUUAGUAUCUUUGAGUGAGGUUUUCACUCUGAUUUUCAGUGUUUUUAUGUGAAACAAGAGAGAGAUCAGUGUAACUUUGUGUCUGGGGAAUGUGGGAGGGACAGGAGGGGAGGGGAAAAAUCUAUUGUGGUUUUUUAAAGAUGCGUUUAUUUUGAAUUUUCAGAACCUUUGUAAUAAAACUGCUCCAUUUCUAUUGCUGGUGUGAGCCUGGUCUUUUUUGCUCAAUUAAUUCAUUUUCAGAGCUGUGCUUGGAUCUAAUGGAUAAAAAAAAAAUUAGAGGUGGAA
This is a messenger RNA of Pseudopodoces humilis (Tibetan ground-tit), 3219 nucleotides long. RefSeq names its product histone deacetylase 1 (gene HDAC1). Gene Ontology annotation, cellular component: NuRD complex. The record is from RefSeq and is a predicted model, not a curated record. Gene Ontology annotation, molecular function: histone deacetylase activity. NCBI's taxonomy places the organism in Eukaryota, Metazoa, Chordata, Aves, Passeriformes, Paridae. Gene Ontology annotation, biological process: heterochromatin formation.